Messenger RNA from Cladocopium goreaui, 1917 nucleotides. The record is from the annotation of a GenBank genome assembly. NCBI's taxonomy places the organism in Eukaryota, Dinophyceae, Suessiales, Symbiodiniaceae.
AUGAAGCAUCCUACUGCGCAGAAAGAGCCGCGUCCGGAGAAAGCUCAAAAGUCGAAGAAACGAACAGCUGACGGAAGCAAUGCAGAAACGAAACCAGCAGAACCCAAAGCCACUCAGCCCGAACAAACCAAGCUGUUAAUUCGAAUUCGUGAUAUUUUGAAGAAGUUACCCCGGGAUGUGCGGAGUGAUGUGAUCACCAAGCAAUUCUCUCAGAAACAGCGCCUCAUUCUGGAGAAAUGGAUGGUUGACAUGUCCUCAGCUCAGGGAAUUUGCUUUGAUGCGGUUGAGAUACACACCAAACCAUGCGAUUUCCAGACCGGUCUCGAGUACUUGGUGGUCCUGACUGCUGUGAAGCAGAAAAUGCGAGAUCCCCAAACCAUGCAUGUUUGCUUUGAGCAACGUCUGCAAAAAGCCUUGGUGUCGUCAGCUAAAGAGCAUAGGGGGGACUCAGAAGAGCUCAAACUUGACUUUUGCGUGAUACACUCUGCGCGUUUCUUCAUUGGAGCGGAAUUACGAACCCCAAAGGUGCACACUGUUGAGCAGCUGGGGAAAACGCGCAGACUACUGGAACCAUUUCGUAAAUACCAGUAUGCCAAGGGCGGAGGCAGGAGAAACAAUUUUUGGCACUACAGCCCAGUCCAUCUCCAAGAUGCGUGGGGGCGGUUCAAAAAGGCAGUUGCUGAGGUCCUACAACAUCUCUAUGCGCUGGUGGUGGAAAGACCCCUGCCUGCCUUUCAAGGCUUACCGGAGGCCUUCAAUGAUCUAUCUGUGAUGACUUUUCCACCCUCUGCGAAUGCAAAAAGGUGUUCGCUGCAAACCCUCGGUUUGUUGUGCCGCUCGUUGCUGCCCUGCAAGGUGACCAAGGCCUGGUCGUCUCGACUUCGUUGCAGCUUGAGACCGACUGCUUUGUUCCCUCGCGUGCUGAACGCGAGAUUUGCCAGCGAGGAGGCCAGAGAAGUAUCUCAGGAGAAAGCCUUUGAAGUUGUGAACGUGGAAGGCCAUGGUCUCAGUGCACGUGCCACUCGAGACCUAAAGUUGGGCGAUGUGGUGCUUCUGGAAGAACCGGUGCUGGUCGUCACCAGCAACGACAAAGGCGACGAAUGGAAGGAGCAGCUCUACAGCAAGUACCAGGCCUUGCCAGAGGAGAAGCAGCAAGAGGUUUGGAAUCUGCAUGAUGCGUGUUUGCAGAAACGAGAGAAGUCUCUGGAAGGCAUUCUUUUUACAAACUGCAUUGGGCGUGAUCAGCGCGUGAGGUUUGACGCUGCGCUAUGUUUGGAGUUGAGCCGCUUCAACCACUCGUGCAGCCCCAACCUGGAGCAGAGUUGGGACCAAGAGGCUGGUCAGGUCAGGCUAGUGGCUGCGGAGCCAGUGAAAGCUGGAGAGGAGCUGUUCACUCAUUAUGUGGAGCUGCGACUUCAUAGAGAGGAGAGAAGACAGCAACUCCAUGAGAACUACGGUUUCUGGUGCGACUGCAAAGCCUGCUCGGAGCCCAGUGAGGGAAGCGACCGGCGAAGGACAGAGAUGAAGCGUUUAGAUGACUCCAUCCGAGUGGAUCAGCAAGAUCGUCUCAAGAAUAUGGAUCGGGGUGAGCGCUCCGUGAAGCGGGUCCUGAAACUCUUUGAUCAGGAGGGUCUCCACUUGUUGACCUGGCGGAAGUUGCACUGCCUCUCUGGUAUGGAAUUUGCGCUGCGGAGAGGUGAUGUCACAGCUAGCAUUCGCUGGGCCCGGAAAGGCUAUGAAAAUGCAAAGCUGGCUCACGGUGAACAUCACCGAGAUACGAUGUAUCUGGCCGCACUCAUGAAGGACCCAAGCAGCCACCCUGACUUCGAGUAUCGCACGGAGAGUGCCAAGAAUUGGGGAACUUGGGUGGUUGCAAUGUGCGUUCUUUUUGUGAUCCUUACCGUCGCCUAUGUUUGA